This is a messenger RNA of Plasmodium cynomolgi strain B, 6477 nucleotides long. RefSeq names its product histone deacetylase. Gene Ontology annotation, biological process: inositol phosphate biosynthetic process. The record is from RefSeq and is a predicted model, not a curated record. Gene Ontology annotation, molecular function: kinase activity. The transcript has 2 exons. Lineage: Eukaryota; Apicomplexa; Aconoidasida; Haemosporida; Plasmodiidae. Bases 1 to 6477 code for a protein of 2158 amino acids.
AUGAAAAACGGAAUCAUAAAUACUCAAAAUAAAAAUGACAAUAAGCAGACACCAUUAAAGCAGGACACAAUAGCACAUUUAAAACUUCCAGACAAGGGGGCCCAUUUCAAUAAUUUCAUCAUAGAAAAAUUCGACAAUAUAAAUGACAUUAGUUUAUAUUUGAGAGAGUCCAAUAACUUAGAUGACAGUGCACAGCAGGUGGUGGGGGAUGAUGCGUUUAUGGUCGAUCUUAUCGGAGCCGUCGAUGGAGGGGCGCUUAGAAAUGGUGAUUUGAGAAGUUCUCAUGAGAGAGGUAGCAGUGCCAGGAGCAGCAGAAAUGGGGGCACUCCCCCCUUGAGGAGGACAAGAAAUAAGAGCAACAGUCAGAACCUCACAAACAGUAACCAAAAUGGCAGCCUCAGCAGCAGCUAUAAGAGGAGGAAGUCCGGAGGAGAGAGUGAAAGCCCGCGCAGGCAAAACCGCGAGGCGAAGAAAAUUUUGAACAACAAAUAUCAUGAAGGGGGGAGAAAGGGAGAGAGGAAAAGAAGAAGCAAAAGUGAUAUCAACCAAGGAGAUAGGAAGAAAAAAAAGUCGAAUGAAAAAAGGGAAUUUAUAAACGCCAAGCAAGGGUUAGGUAUAAGGAAUAAUAUGAUCAAUAAGAAUGAAUCAAAAGGGAGGAAUAAAUUGCAGAAGGGUUAUUCAGUUAGGAAGAAAAGGCAACUUAGAAGGGGGAAAUUAUUAUCCACGAGCAGUAGCAACGAUGGGGAAUUCGGCGCAAACAAGUACAUCCUUGACAAAAUAUUUCUAUCCCUGAAAAAGAAGGGCAAUUCGAUGGAACAACUAAACAACAGUUUUUAUAUUGAAUAUGACGAAAGUGCUGAUUUAGGCGUUGGGGGGGAGGAGGACACUGAUUCAGAGGUAGCCGAGGGGGAUGCACCGGAUGGUUUUUCUGUUGGCGUAUCUGCUGGCUUCUCUGCUAACGUUAAGUUCUCUGCUUCAGGUGGUGCUGCUCGAGGUGCUGUUCUAGGCGCCCCCGAUGGAGGCUCCAGUUCCUACGCAGACAACGCGCUGGAAGAAUAUUACCCUCCCGAGCCGCCCAAAAAUCUGCUUCUCAGAAAAAACAAGUACCACACACAUUGCAAUACAAACAAGGCGCACAAAACGAGGAACGGAAAUCAUUUGUACAAAUAUGCAGAUAGUAAUUAUAAGGAUCACCAACCGGAUGAUCUAAAAAAUGGAAAAAUCUUAUCUUCUCCAAAGAGUGGAAAUAACAAUGUAGAAUAUGACUGCAUAGGUUUUGUGUGUGAUGAAGAAUACAUGUGUCAAAAUCUGCACUUUGAUGAAAAUCACGUUGAAAGUCCUGACAGAAUAAAAUGCAUUAUAAAAGCCUUGAAAGAAAAGAACGUAAUAAAUAAAAUGGUUCAAAUAAAAUGCAGGGAAGCUUUAUAUGAUGAAAUUAAAGAAUGUCACACGAGUAGUCAUAUCAAUAAUAUUUUUUACUCCCUAAAGAGGAAAUUAAAAUACAAGAAGAAGGACGUUAUAUAUCCCUUUGACAAACACGACACAUACUAUACGUCCUACACAGGGACAGUUUCGAAGAGGGCCGUUGGGGGACUGCUAAAUCUUUGUGAUGCCAUUUUGUCAAAUAAGAAUGAAAAAUUUAAGUACAUCGAUUUUAAGAAAUCCUUUCGCUACAAUUAUAAUUUUUUUAAGAACAUUUCACCCAACGGUGUUAGAAGCUUUAUGGGGAACAGAAUUAACCACAACACUCAUUUGAAGCGUUCCAAGUCGGAGAGCAACCUGUACGUGAUGAGUCGGUUCGAGGCGCGCGACAUCGGCAGUAGCGACAAUAGCGGAGGUGGCGGAGGUAGCGGGGGUGGCGGCCUCGGCGGCCUCAGCGGUAACACCAAAAAUAAGCAACCCUCCAAUGCCAUUGCUAAAAGGGGUACCCAUAAAGCUGUUAGUACGUCCAAUUACUGCUACAGCGGCAACCAGGCCACCAGUGAGGCCCCCCCUAGGGAGAAGCCCCCAAAUGAGGAACACACCAGGGAGAAGCCCCCAAAUGAGGAACACACCAGGGAGGACCACCCAAAUGAGGAACACACAAGGGAGGACCACCCAAAUGAGGACCACCCAAAUGAGGACCACCCAAAUGAGGUCCCUUCCCCCCUCGCAGAACCUAAGAAAGAAGAGAGUACCCCUUGCUUUGGUGAGGCUAGCUCCCCCCAGGAAGGUGCCAACUUGACUGAUAAAGUCAUCCCACCGGAGAAACCAGAGGCAGGUACCCAAUUAACGAACGUGAUUGAAGAAGGUCCCCCCACGAAUAACCCCUCUAAUAGGAAAGAAGUGCCCAUUUUUAACAAACCGUUUAGGAGCUACUCAACUUCCAUGUGCAGCGUUAGGGAGUGUACUACCAAUAGCAACUCCUUCACUGACAUCAACUGCGGAUUUGCUGCCAUAAGACCACCCGGUCACCACUGUAGUAGAAAUAGCCCCGCCGGUUUCUGCAUAUUCAAUAAUAUCAGUGUAGCGUGCAAAUAUAUUUUUAAAAAAUAUGGAAUAAGGAAAAUAUUAAUUUUCGACUGGGAUGUACACCAUGACAACGGGACGCAAGAAAUAUUCUACAGCGACAAGGACGUCUUGUGCUUUUCGAUUCACAGGUUUGAUAAAAAGAAGGAUGAUGGGAAGAAGAAAAGGAAGAAGAAGAAAAAAAAAAAGAAGAAAGGUGAGGGAGUUGUCAACAAAGGCUCCAACUCCGCUGCUGGAGGGGGAACGGCCAACGGAGAAAAGGGGAAGAAGAAAGACGGUUGUGAUGAUAACGGGAAGGGUAGCAAAGGCAGGAAGGGAGAAAUCAACAAAAGUUCGAGUAAAACGUUUAAGGCGGACAUUAAAGGAUCCUCCAUAUUGGAUCCCGCCUUGGGCAACACAGAGGAUGCCUUAUCAACCACACUCGACGCCAGAAAGACCGCUACCAUUUCCAGUGACUCUUCCAACGGAACUCCAAGUAAUGCCACACACAGUGAUGACACGAAAAAGAAGAAGAAAAAAAAAGGAACCAAAGAUAGAAAGAAUCUCAAGUCGUAUGAAGAAAAUUUAUUUUAUCCACGCACAGGAGCGAAAAGCGAAUUGGGAAGUAAAAGUGGUUAUAAGUUUAACAUCAAUGUACCCCUCGAAAAAGGGUACAACAAUUGCGAUGUAUACUACGUAUUUAAAUAUCUACUCCUUCCCGUAUUGGAAAAUUUUCAACCUGAAUUUAUUUUCAUAUCAUGUGGAUUUGAUGCUUCUAUUAACGACCCCCUGGGGGAGUGUAACCUCACACAUAAUUUUUACCAGUGGAUGACAUUGCAGUUAAAAAAUUUCGCAAACAUUUUCUGCAAAGGGAGAAUUAUCCUAGUGUUAGAAGGUGGAUACAAUUUGAAUUACCUUCCCAAGUGCACCCUAGCGUGUAUCAAAGCGUUAAUAAAAAAGAACAAAAAUAGAAAGAAGGAGUACCCUCUCAUGCACAACUGGCAAUGGAAUGGGAAGCCAUCCACUGAUGCGGAAAUGAUCAAAAAGGGGGUCGGGUUAUCCAGGGUUACCCCCCCUAAUGGAGUUCUCGCAAUCAAAGAAGCACUCCCGACGGGUGUUAACAUUAGUGAACCAAAGGGGUCACCAAACGGGUCACCAAACAGGUCACCAAACAGAGACGAGCUAACCCCCUCGAACGAUUCCGCAUUUAACAAGAUGCAAAAUUGGAGGCAAGUAAAGCAUGGAAGUCUCAUCAACAAUAGCCACAAAGAUAACGACCACGUUAAUUUUUACAAGUUCAAAUGCUACUCAGAUUAUUACAAGACGUCAAACAAGAAUUUCAAACACGUGGCAGGGAAGACAUACACUAAUAACAUGACGUCCAAGAAGAAGGAGCUCCUCACAACGGGAAAGUUGCACUACUCCACGUACAAAGUAAUAAAAUACUUUCUGUGUAUCCUCAAAGGGGAUCCAUUCCACCUUAAUAUUAAACUGCCACCGUACAAUUCUUUUUUAAAAAAAAAUAGAGUAGAAAAUAAAAAAUUAAGUCUUGACAGGAAAAUUAGUAUAUUCAAAAAGGUGGACAGUCGAGCAGAUCAUCUUCGCCGUGAUGGAGGUAAUUACUCUCAUUAUGGAGAAGGUCAUUAUCAGUAUGAUCUUCAUAGGGGGGUUGAUGGCAGCCCUGACGACGCUCCAUAUGAUGAAGAGGACGGUGGAAUCAUGAAUUUCUACAUGAAGAAAAAAAUAGAGCAAAUGAACAGACACAACCAAACUUACAAGAAGCACUACUCUCUCUCGUCCACUACCAUUUCGAACUUGUCCCACAGCGAUCUGUACAUUUCGAACGACGAACUUGAUUACAACAGCUCCAGCUCCGACAGUAGUAGGAGUAGCAAAAGAAAAGUUAUCCUACUGAAUAAGCUAAAAUUGAAAAUAAGUAAACAUGGCAAUAUGAGUAGUGCACCCACCACGUCUAGACCCUUUCCUAAGAUGGAAAAAAGGAAGAAGCGGCAGAGGAAGAAGGAGAAGCAGAAACAAAAGCAGAGGCAAAAGCAGAGGCAAACGUUUUCCACUCUUAGUGACAACAACCAAGAGUUUAAGGGAAUGGAAAUAUGGGACCUCACCAAAGUCCCCGAGCAGGAUGACAUAACACACGUCAGUAAUCACAGUAGCAGUGAAGGGGCUGUCCGGGCGGGUGUGACCGCUGCGAACGGAGGGAUGUUAGCUCCCAAUUUGAGUCUUGCCCAGUGUCCUCCCCACCAGAGUGACCAUCACGAUGUCCACCUUGGCUUCGAUCUAACGAACUUGAAGUAUUGCCAAGACCAGCUGCAGAACUCCUUCACCAUGUAUACCCAAAGAAAAAAAGGAUUCAUAUUCUUCUACGGCAGUGGACACAGAAACCAAUGGGUGCUACCUGCACAUAAAAAAAUUACGCGCAUAAUUAAGCUCUGUUCCGACUUAGAAGCCUAUUUCUAUGCGUGGCUCUAUCUAUGCUGCGGGAAAGAAAUGUGCAUUUCGGGUACGAUGGUGGAUUAUGCUUCCUUCCUUGAAGAUAAAGUGACCGUGGAGGGCUUCUCUUUGAGCGUUGACUUAUCCGAAGAGCAGAAAAGGCAAGCCAAGGAGUUAUUGAAGUUUACCGUCCCCUGUUACCAUUCCUUUUUAAAGAAAACGCAGUUGCGCCAGCUGGGUUACCAGGAAGAGGCUCCUCAAAGCGUUGAAGUAAUGAACAUGGUGAAGGAAUGUCACGAAAGCAGCGGCGCGAAGGAAGCAACAGAAGAUAACCACAAUUGGAAGGAACAGAACAUAGAGGGUGGAUUACACGAGAAGGACAAAGACAAAAGCAACCUUGAUGAUAACUCAAAGGAGAAUUCGAAAAAUAGCGUCAUGACGCUAAAUUUUGAUGAAAAUUGUACAAGCCAAAAUGUCAAUCUUAAAAGCGAAAGUAACUGUUUGUUUGAGCACAAUGACAACGAAAAAAAUGUGAUGGAGCAGAAACGAAGUGACAAUGUGAGCAACAACCCAAGCAGCACAAAACAGAGUGAACCACUUUUAAAAGGUGAAGAAAAUAAAACUGCCAUUUGUUUAGCCAAUGUGUUAAGUACAAUGAGACAUCCGUGUGUGAUGGACGUAAAAAUGGGGGUCAGGUUAUAUGGUGAUGAUUGCGAUGAGGAUUCUAUACAGAAAAAAAUUCAAAAGGCCAAGAGCAGAUCCUGCUUGUCCCACGGAUUCCAUUUAACAAGCGUAAUAGGUUGGGACAAAAAAAAAGAAGAACCCUUUUUCAUAUCAAAGGAGGAUGCUCAUUCGAUAAAAAACGAUGACAAUUUUGUGGAUGCGUUCAUGUCGUACUUCUUAGCAUGCGACAAUGUACACCUUUCCAAAAUGCUUUUAAAGAAGCUGCUUCUCGUCCUAGAACACAUGAAGGCUUUCUUUGAAUCCCAGCAUCUAUUUGCCUUCUACGGCACUAGCUUGUUAUUUGUUUUUGAUUCGGAUCCCUCCAAGAAUAAGAACGAUGGUGACGGGAGUGCCGAGGCGACAGAAAACCAAACUGGCGAGGUGACAGGAAACCAAACUGGCGAGGCGACAGGAAACCAAACUGGCGAGGUGACAGGAAACCAAACUGGCGAGGUGACAGGAAACCAAACUGGCGAGGUGACAGAACUAGCUGAAGUGAGCAGCGCCAACCUCGUAGUUGAUCCAGAAGAAGAAAGAAGCAACAAAAUGGAGAAGGAAGACCACGAAGAUAUUUUCAACUUUCGGGAAAAAAUGCAGAGCAUUUUUGAAGACUCUCUAACAUCGGAAGAAAGGGACAUAUACAUGCAGUCAAAAUUAAACUGCAAAAUUUUAAAAAGCGCCAAUGUAUACAUAAUCGAUUUUGCCCAUGCUAGUUUGAAUAGAAAUCAAAAAGAUGAGGGGUUCCUUCUCGGAAUAACAUCUCUUCAUCGUAUCAUGAAAAAAACGAUUGAAAAGAUCGAGACCCUUUAUCAUCCCUAG